AUGGUAGCAACAGGUACAAUGCUCAUCUCAUAUCUUCAACAUACCUGUGGAAUGUUUAAAAUUGCUAGCUAUCGUAUUAAGCACGCAUUAAACAAUGAUAUUCCACAAAACACUGUGAUAAAAAAUAAAAUUUUGAUUAUCAAAGGUAUAAUUUGUGCCGUAGACAUUCAUCGUCAAGCUAUGAAAUUAUCGAAGCAUUUCAUCACCACGUUCGAAAUAAUAAUGUCUUGUAUCACAGGAUGUCUAGUAGUUUGUUUUAGUUUUAAUAUGUUUCGAAUUGAUAGUUAG
Messenger RNA from Mycetomoellerius zeteki, 288 nucleotides. RefSeq lists its product as uncharacterized. The transcript is spliced from 4 exons. NCBI's taxonomy places the organism in Eukaryota, Metazoa, Arthropoda, Insecta, Hymenoptera, Formicidae. The record is from RefSeq and is a predicted model, not a curated record. The coding region runs from base 1 to 288 and encodes 95 amino acids.